This is a messenger RNA of Aspergillus chevalieri, 1533 nucleotides long. RefSeq names its product IscS subfamily cysteine desulfurase (gene NFS1). NCBI's taxonomy places the organism in Eukaryota, Fungi, Ascomycota, Eurotiomycetes, Eurotiales, Aspergillaceae. Gene Ontology annotation, biological process: [2Fe-2S] cluster assembly. Bases 1 to 1533 code for a protein of 510 amino acids. The record is from RefSeq and is a predicted model, not a curated record. The transcript is spliced from 2 exons. Gene Ontology annotation, molecular function: cysteine desulfurase activity; pyridoxal phosphate binding. Gene Ontology annotation, cellular component: mitochondrion; nucleus; cytosol.
AUGUCCAGUGUUACACCAUCAGUAUUAAGACAGGCUUCGAGAGCCUAUGCUCGUCGGUUGUCGACGCAGCAUGGUUCCCUUUUCCCCCGGAGGGUGGCCGCCGCCACUCCGGUGACGAGACGCGGCUAUGUCACUGAGACCAAGGCUGGAAAUGCCCAGGUCUCGGUGGAUACCGCUAUCAAGCAGGAGCAGAAAGCUUUCAUGAACCAGACCGGCGUUCAGCCGCAGAAUGUCGAUCUUCCCGGCUCCGGUGUAUCCGGUGAUGCUUCCAUGAGCCCCUCCGCGGGGAUAUUGAAGCAGGCGACAGUAAUGGACCAGGGUACCCGGCCCAUUUAUCUCGACAUGCAGGCCACUACCCCCAUGGAUCCUCGCGUGCUCGAUGCAAUGCUUCCCUACAUGACCGGCAUCUACGGCAAUCCCCACUCGAGGACACACGCCUACGGUUGGGAGUCGGAGAAAGCAGUGGAGCAGUCGAGACAAUAUGUUGCUGACCUGAUCGGUGCCGAUCCGAAGGAGAUCAUUUUCACCAGUGGUGCUACCGAAAGCAACAACAUGAGUAUCAAGGGUGUGGCUCGUUUCUUCGGUCGCUCCGGCAAGAAGAAGCACAUCAUCACUACGCAGACUGAACACAAGUGUGUCUUGGACAGCUGCCGGCAUCUUCAGGACGACGGAUUCGAGGUUACAUACCUGCCUGUCCAGAACAACGGUCUGAUUCGGAUGGAAGAUCUUGAGGCCGCCAUCCGGCCGGACACUGCGUUGGUCAGUAUUAUGGCUGUGAACAAUGAAAUCGGUGUCAUUCAGCCCUUGGAGGCGAUUGGAAAGCUCUGCCGCUCCAAGAAGGUUUUCUUCCACACUGACGGUGCCCAAGCGGUGGGCAAGAUCCCGCUCGACGUCAACAAGAUGAACAUUGACUUGAUGUCCAUUUCCAGCCACAAGAUCUACGGUCCCAAGGGUAUGGGUGCCUGCUAUGUCCGCCGUAGGCCUAGAGUCCGUCUCGAGCCCAUCAUUUCUGGUGGUGGCCAGGAGCGAGGUCUGCGUAGCGGUACCCUUGCUCCCCAUCUUGUAGUCGGCUUUGGUGAGGCUUGCCGUCUUUCCAAGCAAGAGAUGGAGUAUGACCACAAGCACAUUGAGCGCUUGUCGAAGCGCUUGUCAGAAGGUCUCCUGUCGAUGGAGCACACCAACCUCAAUGGAGACCCUGACCACCACUACCCUGGCUGCGUGAACGUGUCGUUCGCGUACAUCGAGGGCGAGUCCCUUCUGAUGGCCCUGAAGGACAUUGCUCUGUCGUCGGGUAGUGCGUGUACCUCUGCAUCGCUGGAGCCUAGUUACGUGCUCCGGGCUCUGGGUACAAGCGACGAGAGUGCCCACAGCAGUAUCCGGUUUGGUAUCGGCCGGUUCACGACCGACAGCGAGAUCGACUACGUCUUGAAGGCCGUGCAGGCUCGCGUGCACUUCUUGCGAGAACUGAGUCCGCUGUGGGAGUUGGUUCAGGAGGGAAUUGACCUGAGCACGAUCGAGUGGAGCCAGCACUAA